Messenger RNA from Sphaeroforma arctica JP610, 274 nucleotides. RefSeq lists its product as hypothetical. The record is from RefSeq and is a predicted model, not a curated record. The transcript has 2 exons. The annotation marks the transcript as partial. NCBI's taxonomy places the organism in Eukaryota, Ichthyosporea, Ichthyophonida.
AUGUGCUCCAAUCUAACACAGACACUCUGCUUGACCACAUGCACGCACACACACAGACUGGUGUUCGAGUCGACUUCGAAACCAACAGCGAGUUCGUUCGGAGGUGUGGGCGUUUACUUAGAUGCUGUGCGCUUCAUAGGCGUACGCGAACUAGUCCAGCGACCAUGGGGAAGAAACACAAACAGCAGUGUCUCUUUCAGCUUUGUAGCCACACCCUGUGACGUGGGAAACGACCAGGCUCUCCCCGUGGCCCUUGUCAGCUCCGUCAUGCCCU